AGAUUCUGGCGAUUUGAAACUUCUGAGCAAGCUCUCGUGUACUUUGCUAUCAUGACUGGCGAGGUAUCCUGGGAGGACGUAGAUGAUGCUCGAGAAGUCAUUGCAGACGUUCGAGAUCCUGACUGUGAGCUGAAAUGGGUCCUCUUCGGUUAUGGAUCGGAUGAGUUGAAAAAGAUCUCAAUCGUCGAGGCUGGCGAGUCCGAUCUGAAGGAUGCCAUGCAGUUGUUUGAACCUAAGCACGUUCUGUAUCUCUUCGCCCAGGUUGGGGAGAAGGCAUAUGCUUUCAUUCAGUGGUUGCCCGACGAUGCGCCAAUCCAAUUCAAAGCUAAAGCUUCUAUCCAUCGGAGCUUCAUUACAAACUACCUUGGGUCUCUCACAUUGAACAUCGUGGCAUCUAGUUUGGAUGAUCUCACCGAGGACAAGAUAGAAGAGGAGCUCGGAUAUUAUGUCGCUACGUUGGGGAAGGUACUCAACGACCAGGAGGCAGCUCUUAAGCUUAAUGAGGCAGAAAAGCGCAAAAAGGAUCAAAGGCAACGCGAGACGUGGAGGGGAAACACAGUCAAAGCUGCGAAGAGUAUCAACAAUGUGACAGUCACGAGUGCCACUGGCAGUAUGUUGAAGGGAUCAGACGUGAAUGUACCAAAGAAGGCUCCAAUCAAGACGUUAUCACACACCAUGUACCAAAAGGCAAAUAUUGAAGUGGAAUUUGAGGAAGAAGAUGCCCUCAAAGAGCUGUGCCUGGAUCUCAGGGAAGCGAAUAUCGAAGAGGAUACUUUUAGUUGGUUGAUUUUGGGAUACGUGGAAGGCAAGAAAAACACUCUACACCUGAUAGAGACUGGAAAUGGUGGACGGGAUGGUUUGGCAGGCUAUGUGAGAGAGGAGAUGAAUGGGGCGCUUGACAAGUGCAUGUACAUGCUCAUUAAGGAGGACGAUAGCAGCAGCAAGUGCACAUACGUCUGCUGGAUUGGAAAGAACGUUCCUGCCUUUGUCAAAGCCAAUAUCAGCACUCAUCGUGGUGCAAUCUCGAGCUGGAUCACUACGGUUGUGCACAAUUUGCAGGAGGAGAUCGUCGAAUCUGUCAACGACCUUCUUGGAGUGAAAGACGAAGAUGAUGAUUCCUUGGAACAAGUCAACGAGAGCGUUGCAAAUGUAAAUGAAUCUGUACACACCUCACACGUUCAGCAAAUAGAUUCGCAGCUGCAGAGCAAGCCAUAUGCGGGCAAGGUGCUCGAGGACGUAGUGAGAGAGAAGACACCGCACGAGAUCUGGCUGGAAAGGAAAAUGAAUGGUGGAAACACAGCCACCUCAAAGCCGAAAGACCUCAAUACUUCUGUGCAAGCUGACAGAGAAUUCAAAAACGUUGUACUCAAAAAGAAGGACGAGAAUGCGACAAGGAAAACUGUUGGGAGAUCGAGAUUUGCUCAAAAGAAGGUUCAGGGCAGUGAUUGUUCAUCAGAUCAUGGCAGUGACGCCAGCAUCGAGAAAGCAUAUGACAAGAACGACUACAUGCAGCAAGCUCAGCAGGCUGCCCUAGAGGCUCAGAAGCUUGAGGAUGAAGCUGCGAAAAAGCGUGCUGCAGCAAAGAUGUAUGAGGAACGGGCUAGACACUCGGAACUUGUGGAGGUGAUGGGAGAAGAACCGGAUUGGUCUCCUGAGGAUUUAUCGGAAGCAGAGAACAAUGACGAGGUUGUUGACAAUCAAGAGCAUGAAAAGGAAGUGAGUAAGGGGGAGCACGAAGUUCCAGAGUCUAAAUCUUCAGAGCCUUCCUCUGAAAUUGCUCGAGCUCCAAGCAAGGAGGCAUCGCCAAAGAAAACCAAGGAGGCUCCCUCUGAGACCACCAGACACGCAAAGGAUGAAGAGAAGAGUGUGCCUCAAGAGGCAAAGGAAUCUCCCCCGCAAUCCCGCACCGAAUCAAGUGCUUCAGUUGACGGAAAUUCCCAGAGCUCGCAAGCACAGGCAGCAGCCCCUGAGAACGACACGGAGAAAGAAAAAAUGAAGUCUGCUAGUCAAGCUGAGGAAAAAGCAGCAGAGGAGAAGCUCCCAAAACCUUCUGUCGAAGACUCCAAGACCCCGGAGGCCUCAACUACUAGGCAGGAGCCUGAGGUAAAGUCAGCUACCGACGGCAAGGAUGAAUCCAGCAAGGAGAAAAUUGCCCAUCCUGAAGAGAUGAAAGAACCACCGAAGGAGGCAGAGAAGGAAGACUCUCAGACAAAGUCUAACACACCGACGGUUGAAGCACAGAUUGAACCAGCAAGCAACAAGAGUUCUGAAGCUCCCGUGGAAUCGGAGAAAUCGAAGGCUCAUGAGAGUGAAGAUGUCAAUAACCAUGGAAACCAAGUGAACUUGUCCAAGGCACUCCAGAGAAUCGAUGAAGAGAAGGCUGAGGUCACCACAACACUGCCUUCAGACAAGGAAAAGGCUGUGGAUUCGGGCAAGGUGGUGGAGAACGGAGACUCGUCGAUCAGCAAGGUGCCUUCAACAAAUGAUGGGGAAGCUAAACCGGCAGAGCAGUCGAAGGAGGAUUCAGAGAAACUGCGAAUUCUCAGAGACGCUCUUUCAAAGCAAGAGCUGGAGGCAAAGCAAGCUCGCCUCGCUGCCGCCAGGAAGGCUCUUGAUGAUGCUCGGGCCCUGUCAUCUAGUCUGUUCGUGAACAACGACUCGGGGAAAGAAAACGACCAAUCGAGAAUAUCCCAACCCAACGAAAACCACUCACCCAAGAAAAUUGUUAAUGACAAGGAUACAAAACACUCUGACGAGGACGAGAUUCGAAGAAAGGCAGAGGAGCUCUUGGCGAGAAAGAAGGCUCUGCUGGAAGAAGCUGCCAAGAGACACAGCCGUAACGCCUCCUCUUCCUCCCAGAAUGACGAAACCAACACCAAGGUAAACGCACAACCUGAUGCAGACAGGCUGAAGAGAGCAGAAGAGUACCGCCAGAAGAAGAUGGCUGAGCUGGCGUCGAAGAAGGCGAGUGCUGAUGAUGCUGCAGCCAAGAAGGCGGCUUUCUUGAGGGAGGCAGAGGAGGCUGUGAAACGAGCGUCAGCAGGAAAGCAAUGACAUGCUCGCUCGUGAUUGUGCUCGCGAUUGUUUGUAAGCGAGCUGAUGGCACAAGCUGCUCACUAGAUGGAAACAAAGAAGGAGACCGCGACCAAUCGUUAAACCAGGACCAUCGCCAGCACCAGUACCAGAACCAGUCUCGAUCGCCUUCUUGUUCAGAUGUCCUCGAGAAUCUUUUUGCCAGCUGUUCGAGGAACAUUUGUCUUGCCAGCUUCACUCCUUCUGCUCUUCCCCUUCGCACGCUGCUUCUGCUUUCAGGAUGUUGAUGUGUACGACUUACAAGAUAAACAGGUUUAAAAGGUUC
This is a messenger RNA of Guillardia theta CCMP2712, 3358 nucleotides long. RefSeq lists its product as hypothetical. Gene Ontology annotation, molecular function: actin binding. Lineage: Eukaryota; Cryptophyceae; Pyrenomonadales; Geminigeraceae. The coding region runs from base 52 to 3054 and encodes 1000 amino acids. The transcript is spliced from 18 exons. The record is from RefSeq and is a predicted model, not a curated record.